AUGAGGAGUGUCACAGAAAGCAUAUUUACUAUCAUUUUUAGUGUGGAGUUCACAACAGGAAAUUUAGGAAAUGGAUUCAUAAUCCUGGUAAGCUGUAUGGACACCAUCAACAGAAGAAAGAUCUCUGUAGCUGAUCACCUGCUCACUGCUUUGGCAAUCUCCAGGAUUGUUCUGCUUUGGAUAAUAUUAACAGGUUGGUGGAUUCAUGUGUUUUAUCCAGGUUUCCUCAUAAACGUAGUAAUAAUAAGAAUAUUUUACGUUAUUUGGACUGUAGGUUUUCAUUUUAAUGCCUGGCUUGCUACGUGCCUCAGUAUCUUUUAUUGCCUCAAAAUAGCCAAUUUUUCCAACUCUAUUUUUCUUUACUUUAAGUGGAGAGUUAAAAAGGUGGUUUCAUUGAUAUUACUGGUAUGUCUUGUUCUCUUAUUUUUACAUCUUUUGCAGUCAAAUAUACACGUGAAUGUCUUGAUUGAUGGGUAUAAAAGAAGGAUGUCUUACAAUUCCAGUUUAUAUAUCACUCCUGAGUUUCCAAAACUUCUUUUAUUCAGCAGCAUUGUGUUCACAUUCAUAGCCUUUGCACUAUCUCUGACAAUGUUUCUUCUGCUAGUCUUCUCCCUGUGGAAACAUUUGAAGAGGAUGCAGCAUAGUGUCAUAGGUUCCAGAGAUGUCAGCACCACGGCCCACACAAAGGCCUUACAAGCUGUGGUUGUCUUUCUUCUACUGUACACAACUUUCUUUCUGUCAAUUUUUAUACAACUUUGGAGACCUGAGUUUCUUCCUUUUAUCUUUUAUCACAUUGUCGAAAUCGCUUUUCCUUCAGUCCACUCCUUUGUCCUAGUACUGGGAAGUACUAAGCUGAAACAGGCCUCUCUUUCACUGUUAAGAAGUCUGAGGUGUGGAUCCAAAGAUGCUGAAUCUUCAGGUUCAUAG
Messenger RNA from Chinchilla lanigera (long-tailed chinchilla), 927 nucleotides. Its product is annotated as taste receptor type 2 member 14-like. The transcript has a single exon. Gene Ontology annotation, biological process: sensory perception of taste; detection of chemical stimulus involved in sensory perception of bitter taste; G protein-coupled receptor signaling pathway. Gene Ontology annotation, molecular function: G protein-coupled receptor activity; bitter taste receptor activity. Bases 1 to 927 code for a protein of 308 amino acids. NCBI's taxonomy places the organism in Eukaryota, Metazoa, Chordata, Mammalia, Rodentia, Chinchillidae. The record is from RefSeq and is a predicted model, not a curated record. Gene Ontology annotation, cellular component: membrane.